UACGAUACUUGUGAGAAUUUUUCUUUUCCUCCUGUUCUGUUCUCCUUUUCGACUUCUAAACUUCAUUCCUUUCCUCUUCCCGGUCGAGGGCCCGCCAGCAUGUAUUUCUCAUUGACUGAUAACAUGGAGUGGAAGACCACAGGCACCUUCUGUAUCUACUCUGAAUACAUCCUCACUUUGCAGAUCCCAACGCACCCUUCUUCUAUCCUAGUCCCCUUGGCCCCCUUGUGAUCUCCGUCAGCUCCUCCAAGAUGGCCGACGAAGAUUUCGAGAUCGAUGUCUACGGUGACGUGAAUGCCGAGACCGAAGAGUCGAAGGCCGAGGACUCGAAUGCUCAGGCGUACGAGAACAACUCGUCGAUAACAAUUGCCAACGGAUCCAACAACCCGGAUUCGACCACUCACUUCAACAACAAUAACAACAACGACGACUAUAACGCCAGCGACCAAAAUAACAUGGAGGUCCAUAACAGCGGCAACUCAGCCCCCUCCCAGUCAUAUCAACAAGGCGUCAAGCGCAAGGAAGGGUCCGAUGACCGACCUAUCGACCCUGGCGCCACAACUGCUCUGCUCCUCUCGGAAUUGCAAUGGUGGACUACAGAUGAUCACAUCCGGGGAUGGAUCCGACGGGCCUCGUGCGAGGAGGAGUUGAAAGACAUUACGUUUAGUGAACACAAGGUCAACGGGAAGAGCAAAGGCCAAGCCUACGUGGAAUUUACCUCUCAACAGGCGGCCACCGCCGCCAAACGCCAAGUAGAGGCGAUCGCGACCGAGUCGACUCAACCAGGUGGCAAGAAAGUGACGGUUAUCUACUCCUCACCUACCACCAAUCCAUUCAAGACCCUACCCAAGGACGCGCCAGCCCGAGCGAAUAAAGAUGCAGCGAACCGAGGCGGCUCCAACAUGGGAGGCUACAACGACCGCGGAAACUUCAGAGGUCGCGGCGGUUUCAACGGACCCCGCGGAGGCUUUAACCGCAACUUCUCGGGCAACAUGGGAGGAGGAGGCUUUCACGGCAACGUGCCCAGUGGGUUCAAUAAUAACAUGGGCGGUGGGAACUUUGGCUUUAACAACAUGGGAGGCGGUGGCGGCGGUGGAGGCGGGAACUUUGGUUUCCGUGGCGGCAUGAUGCCCGGAGGCAUGGGCGGAGGUAUGCGCGGAGGAGCGAUGCGUGGCGGUCGGGGCGGCAUGAACCCUGGAAUGAAUGCUAACAUGGGUCAAGCUAUGGGCAACGGCAUGAUGGGAGGAAUGGGCGCGAUGGGAAUGCCUAUGAUGGGCUUCCAGCAGCCGCCGCACUUCAACCCCGCCUUCUUUGGCGGAAAUCAGCAGUCCGACUGGCAAAAUCCCCACGGCGCUAAACGGCCCAGAGGCGAAUGAGUCGUCGAUCGGUACGAUUCGUGUCUGGCCCCACAUUGUGGCUAUCUCCCAUCUGAUGAAAGGGGUAAAAGAGGAUAUCGGUACGGCAUCGCUGCAGGGGUUUGAGGAUUCGAAGGUUAUAAUCAAGGGUGGGCGUCGUAAUUGCAGACCGGGCCAUCUCUCACUACUACACGCCGAGGGAUUAGAGGCUGGUGUUAUCUGUACAAAAACUAAAUGGAUUUUUUC
Durotheca rogersii is the source of this 1601-nucleotide messenger RNA. RefSeq lists its product as uncharacterized. Gene Ontology annotation, cellular component: mRNA cleavage and polyadenylation specificity factor complex. Gene Ontology annotation, molecular function: mRNA binding. Bases 252 to 1376 code for a protein of 374 amino acids. Gene Ontology annotation, biological process: mRNA alternative polyadenylation. NCBI's taxonomy places the organism in Eukaryota, Fungi, Ascomycota, Sordariomycetes, Xylariales, Xylariaceae. The transcript is spliced from 2 exons. The record is from RefSeq and is a predicted model, not a curated record.